UCUCGGUGGGGCCCCCUACCCGGCUCUCGGCCCCUUCCUCCUCCUCGCAUCAGCUGGGAGAAAGCUUCCUGUUCUCUGCAGCCGCCAGUCUUUGCAGAUAUGGGGUGGGCACAUCUCGGGGAGUGGCGUGUAUAGUGAGGAGUGGGUGCAUAUGUUCGUGCACAGCUGGUGUGGAGGUAGGUAUUGGUGUACCCGUCCGGGGGUGGAUGCGCCUGUAGGUGCCCCUCUCGUGUACUGUCGUUUCCUUCCGGAGGUGGGCAUACCCGGAUGCGCACAUCUGGGAGAGUGUACACGCAUGUGCACAUCUGGAUGUGACUUGCCUGUACAUCUAGGAUCAUUUAUGUAUGUAAGCCAGUGGCUGUUUGGACCUGUAGGUGGCAUGGGACGAUCUUAGACAUCAUUGUGUGGUGGUGCGCACAUGUCUGUGGGUGUCUCUGUGUGUGCACAGCUGGGGCGCCUCUUAGCGUGCAUUUGUUACCAUGGAUGCAUGCAUGGCCAAUGCCUUACAAUUUGUAUGGGCUUGUGUAUGUGUGAGUAUGGGCUUGUGUAUGUGUGAGGAGAGGAUCGGGACCUUUGCUCUUCUAAGGACUCACACUUCUGGAGACCAGCUGGGGGUUGGGGAGAACCGGGGAUAGGGCCCUCUAAGGUGCACAGGGAAAGUUACCAACCUGACCUUGACCUCUGACCUCCCUCCCAUUUUCCACUGUGAUCUCCUGAGUAUGCCACAGCCAGGGUUGGAAAGUCCUAGCUCCAGUCUUGAAGCAGGAAAGAGGGUCCAGAUCAGGGCUUAGUUGGGGAGGACCCUAGAGAAUCCGGGCCAGCUCCCACUCCCCACCCUGGUCCCCAGGAAGCUCCUGUGUCCCAGUGCAUCAUACACAACCCCCCUCCCUGGGACUCCAGCCCGGCAGGCUGAGAGAAAAGCAAUGGCUGCAGGCCAGGCAUGCUGUCCCUCCUCAGAUCUCAGUGUCUGUCACUGGCCUGGGAGGCCCACCCAGCCUAGGAAAGGCCAGGCCUAUUGCUUACACAGCCUAGUGGUUUUGCCAUCAGCUGCUCUGUCACCACAACCCUGCCCAAGGCUGUCACCAUCGACCUGCCUGACCGCCUAGAUCCCUGGAUCCCAGCCUGUGGUUGUGGCCACUUAGUGGCUACACUGCCCAGAGGGUUUCCCUGGCCCCACCCCUGCUCCCAUCUCCACAGUGCAAUUCGGGACCCAGGGAAGGAGUUGGAGGAUGGGCUUUCUCCUUUAGCCCACAGGACCGAGGUCUGCCCCUUCCUUCCCCUUUGGUCACAGCUGCUGGCCGCCUCUAGCUGGGAGGAGUUCCUGGGGAAGAAACAGCACCACUAUUCCCUGCUGGCAGGCCUGGCUGGGGGACACUAGGGACUGGGCUGACCCCGAAGCCUUCCUUCUCUGCCUGCACUCAAGCCCACCUUCCUGUUUCAGGCCUGGUGAGGUGGAUAGCCUUGGAGCAUCACAGACCAGCCUUGUCCUGGCCAUAGGUGUGGGGACACUGACCUAAGAGCGGGAUGGGGAGGGACCGUAACUGUAACCUGAGGCUCACUGGACUUGGGAGGGUAGGCCAGCUGGUCAUGAAUCUUUGAUGACUGAGGCUCAGGUAUCCCAGGCCUGGCCUCUGGAUUAUUGAUGGUGAUUGGGGAGGCGGUGGGGUAGGCUGGGAAGUCUCUUCUCCUGCUUGGGUGUCAGUUUGCUCUGGGAACACUAGAAGGGGCUCAUCAGCCUCUCCCUCUGGGGAGCUUCCUGGUCCCUCCCCAAGGCCUGAUCAGGUAGAAAAGGCACUGAGCGCAGCACGCCCUCCACCACAUCAAGUUACUCAAGGCUCGUUCCUGAGCACUGUGUCCCUCUCCUUCCGACCACAGCUAGGGGAGAAGUGGACCUGCUGGGGGUCUGCCAAGGUGAAGUUCUGUCCUGACCCAGAGGGGCUGUGUCCUAUUGUGUGACUGGCUCGGCUCACUUGGGCCCCUGCACUGGCCAGUGGCCUUGGAGGGUAGAGCACAGCCUGAGGACUGUGACUCAGGGUCACUGUGGGGGGCACUUGAGGACAUGUUUUUUCCCAGAGCCCCUCCUUGCACUGACCCAUCCAAGCCCUAUAAAUACUCCCUGACCUCAGCCCUCCAGCUGUGUUCCUGCCGGGAUUCUCCUGACCCCUGGACAGCCUCAAGGUCAGGUUGGCCUGGCCCCGCUCACUCAGAGACCCAAGUAGGCCCCUUACUGCAGUUUCCCUGUCUGUCACCACCAGCAAAUCUGAGACCAUCUAUGGCUCCCUAGCUCUAGCUGUCAUCUUCACCUCAGACAGAAGUCCCUGGUCACUGGCUGUCACCAUCCAGCUGUGAAGCCCAAAGUCCAAGGUGGAGUCUUUUUCCUCCCAUGGCUCCUCCUGGAAACCUCUCUGGUGCCUGAGGGCUGAAGGCAUGUUACAGGGCAGUGCUGAGGACAGUACCCCAGGGCCUCAGGGUGCAGAACCAAGUUGGGACCGAGGCUGUGUAUCAUGCGGGUCUGUUUCUGUGUACCAUUUGGGUGUCCACUGGCCUGGAGAGAUGUCCUGGAAAACCCUUCAGCUGCCUGCUGGUGUGUGUGUUAGCAAGCCAGGGAUGAAUCUGUAUAUGUUUGCCUGUCUAAACAUGUGUAUCUGCUUAUGUUUCAUCAGUUGAGUGUGUGUUCUAGCAUGAGAUGUUUGUACAUGUGCACCUCUCUCUUGCACAUGUUUUAGAUCCACACAUGCAGGCUUUAGCAUGCAUUGUCACAUGCAUUGUACAAGUGUGUGAAUGGACAUAGUGGUCAGUGCACGACACUUGUCUUUUUUCCUUUGUAAACCUGACAGUGCUAGGCGUGUCUCAGGCUAGUGCGCUGCCUGGUCUUCAUGGGGCAGGGGACAGAUGGGGCCAUUCACUUUCAUAGCCUAGUUUGUCCAGGAGCAGCCUGGCCUGUCUUCCGGUGGGCUGUGCCAUUCCUGCUUGCCCCUCCCUGUCACCAGAGCUGUCCCAGCUAGCAGGCCACCCGCUUCCACUUCUGCUGGCUAAAUUUGGGAGCCUGUGUUUAGUGGCCAUCUCAGGUUCCCAGUCACAUGGGGGAGUGCAUUUAAUCCUGUUCCCAGCACAGCCACCAGACCCACGGGACAGAGCGGGCCCCAGACUCAUCCCUUCUACUCUGCCUACUCACUGCUUACCAUGUUUCUUGUUCUUAUAGCCACAGAGGAGCUGAAGGAAUUCUUUGCCAAGGCGCGGGCUGGCUCUGUGCGGCUCAUCAAAGUCGUCAUCGAGGACGGCUGGGAUGGAAGACAGGACGCACAGCGAAGCUGCCUUGCCCUGAUUCGCUUAGCAGCUCGUGCUGGGUGCCUCACAGGCACCCAUGGGCCGCUGGGACCAGGACUACGACAGGGCUGUGCUGCCGCUGCUGGAUCCCCAGCAGCCCUGCUACGUGCUCUUCCGCCUCGACUCGCAGAACGCUCAGGGCUUCGAGUGGCUCUUCCUCGCCUGGUCACCUGAUAAUUCCCCUGUGCGGCUGAAGAUGCUCUAUGCAGCCACACGGGCCACAGUGAAGAAGGAGUUUGGGGGCGGCCACAUCAAGGAUGAGCUCUUUGGCACAGUAAAGGACGACCUCUCCUUUGCUGGGUACCAGAAACACCUGUCAUCUUGUGCUGCCCCUGCCCCUCUGACUUCAGCUGAGAGAGAGCUCCAGCAGAUCCGUAUCAAUGAGGUGAAAACGGAAAUCAGCGUGGAAAGCAAGCACCAAACGCUGCAAGGCCUCACUUUCCCCCUGCAGCCUGAGGCCCAGCGGGCACUUCAGCAGCUCAAGCAGAAGACCAUCAACUACAUCCAGCUGAAGCUGGACCUGGAGCGGGAGACCAUCGAGCUGGUACAUACAGAGCCCACAGAAGUGGCCCAGCUGCCCUCCCGAGUUCCCCGAGAUGCCGCCCGCUACCACUUCUUCCUCUACAAGCACACCCAUGAGGGUGACUCCCUUGAGUCUGUGGUGUUCAUCUACUCCAUGCCAGGCUACAAGUGUAGCAUCAAGGAGCGUAUGCUGUAUUCCAGCUGCAAGAGCCGCCUUCUUGACUCUGUAGAGCAGGACUUCCAGCUGGAGAUCUCCAAGAAGGGCUCCUGCUGCAGGGGCCUACACCCCCUGUCCGUCCUGGUGCAGGCUGUGGUGCUGGCUGAGGCCCUGGCCCUAGGCACGCUGCCUGAUUUCCUGCCCUGCGAGCUCAAGCCCCAUGGUGUGGUGAACUGCAACUGGCUGUUCCUGAAGUCCGUACCCCGCUUCUCUGCAGCAGCGCCCCACAGCAACAUCACCAGCCUUUCCCUGCUCUCCAACCGCAUCCACCACCUCCACAACUCUGACUUCAUCCACCUGCCCAACCUGCGGCAUCUCAACCUCAAGUGGAACUGCCCUCCCACCGGCCUCAGCCCCAUGCACUUCCCCUGCCACAUGACCAUCGAACCCAAGACCUUCCUGGCCAUGCCCACCCUGGAGGACCUGAACCUGAGCUACAAUGGCAUCACCACUGUGCCUGCCCUGCCCAGCUCCCUCGUGAACCUGACCCUGAGCCACACGAACAUCCUAGUGCUGGAUUCCACUAGCCUCGCAGGCCUGCGUGCCCUGCGUGUCCUCUUCAUGGAUGGCAACUGCUACUACAAGAACCCAUGCACUCAGGCAGUGGAGGUGGCCCCUGGUGCCCUCCUGGGGCUGAGCAACCUCACCCACCUGUCACUCAAGUAUAACAAUCUUACGGCAGUCCCCCGAGGCCUGCCGCCCAGUCUUGAGUACCUGCUCCUCUCCUACAACCACAUUAUUAAACUGGAAUCGGGGGACCUGGCCAACCUGACUGCCCUGCGAGUGCUCGAUGUGGGUGGGAACUGUCGUCGCUGUGACCAUGCCCGCAACCCCUGUGUGGAGUGCCUCACCAAAAGCCUCCAGCUGCACCCUGACACCUUCAGCCACCUCAGCCACCUUGAAGGCCUGGUGCUGAAGGACAGUUCUCUCAAAGCUCUGGAACCCAGAUGGUUCCAAGGUCUAGAGAACCUCACAGUCCUGGACCUGAGUGAGAACUUCCUCUAUGACUGCAUCACCAAAACUCAUGCCUUCCAGGGCCUGACCCGGCUACGUAAGCUCAAUCUGUCCUUCAAUUACCGAAAAGGAGUGUCCUUUGCCCACCUGCAUCUGGCACCCUCCUUUAGGAACCUGAUCUCCCUGCAGGAGCUAAACAUGAAUGGCAUCUUCUUCCGGUCCCUCAGUGAGUACACCCUGAGGUCGUUGUUCCACCUGCCCCUGCUCCAGACUCUGCAUCUGCAGAUGAAUUUCAUCAACCAGGCCAACCUCAGCAUCUUUGGGGCUUUCCCUAGGCUUAGUUUCGUAGACUUGUCAGACAACCGCAUCAGCGGGACUCCAACCCUGGUGAAGGCCCUUGGGGAAGCAGAUGACCAGAACCGGGUCUGGCUGGGGCCUGAAGACCUUGCUCCAGUCCCGCUGGGCAACCCCAGGUUUGAAGACUUCAUGUUCAGCUGCAAGAACAUCCCAUUCACCUUGGAUCUGUCUGGGAACAACCUGGUGACACUGCGGUCAGAGAUGUUCACCAGCCUCUCCCACCUCCGGUGUCUCAUCCUGAGCCACAACUGCAUUGCACAGGCCGUCAAUGGCUCACAGUUUCAGCCGCUGACCAGUCUGCAGGUGCUGGACCUGUCCCAUAACAAACUGGACCUGUAUCACGGGCACUCAUUCACAGAGCUGCCUGAGUUAACAACCCUGGACCUCAGUUACAACAGCCAGCCCUUCGGCAUGCAGGGCAUAGGCCACAACCUCAGCUUUGUGUCCCGGCUGCACAAACUGCGGCACCUCAGCCUAGCUCACAAUGGUAUCAACAGCCGUGUGAACCCGCGGCUCUGCAGCAGCUCCCUGCAGACCCUGGACUUCAGUGGCAACACUGUAAGCAGCAUGUGGGCGGAGGGAGACCUCUACCUCCACUUCUUCCAAGGCCUCAGAAACCUACACAAGCUGGACCUGUCCCAGAAUCGCCUACAUAUCCUUCUACCCCAAAACCUGGACAGCCUCCCUAAACCACUGACACAUCUGAGUCUCCGUGACAAUUACCUGGCCUUCUUCAACUGGAGCAGCCUGAGCCUCCUACCCAACCUGCUGAACCUGGACUUGGCAGGAAACCAGCUGAAGGCCCUGACCAAUGGCACCUUGCCCAAUGGGACGCAGCUGCAGAGGCUGGAUGUCAGCGGCAACAGCAUCACCUUCGUGGCCCAAGGGUUCUUUGCACUGGCUACUGACCUACGGGAGCUCAACCUCAGUGACAACAUUCUCAGGACCAUUGAGUCCUCCUGGUUUGGGACUGUGGCGGGCAAUCUGAAAGUCCUGGACGUGAGAGCCAACCCCCUCCACUGCACCUGUGGGGCGGCUUUCGUGGACUUCCUGCUGGAGGUGCAGCAUGCUGUGCCCGGUCUACCCAACCAGGUGAAGUGUGGCAGCCCCAAGCAGCUCCUGGGCCGUAGUAUCUUCACACAGGAUCUGCGCCUCUGUCUGGACGAGGCCCUCUCCUGGGACUGCUUUGGCCUCUCGCUCCUGGUGGUGGCCCUGAGCCUGGUGGUACCAGUGCUACAGCACCUCUGUGGCUGGGACCUCUGGUACUGCUUCCACCUGGGCCUGACUUGGCUUCCCCGGUGGGGCCCCCGUGGUGCCCAACCCCUGCCCUAUGACGCCUUUGUGGUCUUUGACAAGGCGCAGGCUGCAGUGGCCGACUGGGUGUACCACGAGCUGCGGGUGCAGCUGGAGGAGCGCCGGGGGCGCCGGGCACUGCGCCUGUGCCUGGAGGAGCGGGACUGGGUGCCUGGCAAGACACUCUUCGAGAACCUGUGGGCCUCUGUCUAUGGUAGCCGCAAGACACUCUUUGUGCUGGCCCACACUGACCGGGUCAGCGGCCUCCUGCGCACCAGCUUCCUGCUGGCCCAGCAGCGUCUGCUGGAGGACCGCAAGGACAUUGUGGUGCUGGUGAUCCUCAGCCCCGAUGCCCACCGCUCCCGCUAUGUGCGGCUGCGCCAGCGUCUCUGCCACCGGAGCGUCCUGUUCUGGCCCCAACAGCCCAGAGGUCAGGGCAGUUUCUGGGCCCAGUUGGGCACAACCCUGACCAGAGACAACCGUCACUUCUAUAACCGGAACUUCUGCAGGGGACCUGCAGCCGAGUAGCCAGCUGACUGUCUCCAUCUUGCCCCUGCCUACCCCAGGUGUGUGCCCCACCUGGCCAGCUCCACUGCCUCCCUACCCACUGCACAGCCAGCAUACAGCAUGGGCUCAAUAAAUGCUACCAACCUGCUA
Cavia porcellus (domestic guinea pig) is the source of this 7327-nucleotide messenger RNA. RefSeq names its product twinfilin-2. NCBI's taxonomy places the organism in Eukaryota, Metazoa, Chordata, Mammalia, Rodentia, Caviidae. Gene Ontology annotation, biological process: actin filament depolymerization; positive regulation of neuron projection development; barbed-end actin filament capping. The coding region runs from base 3365 to 7198 and encodes 1277 amino acids. Gene Ontology annotation, cellular component: plasma membrane; myofibril; cytoplasm. Gene Ontology annotation, molecular function: actin monomer binding; pattern recognition receptor activity; actin filament binding. The transcript is spliced from 9 exons. The record is from RefSeq and is a predicted model, not a curated record.